Messenger RNA from Paramecium tetraurelia, 1734 nucleotides. RefSeq lists its product as uncharacterized. The transcript has 3 exons. NCBI's taxonomy places the organism in Eukaryota, Ciliophora, Oligohymenophorea, Peniculida, Parameciidae. The record is from RefSeq and is a predicted model, not a curated record.
AUGAAAAGUGCUAUUACACUUGUAAGAAUCAUCACUAUUGAUAUAGCUAAAUAAAUGGAAUUACUCAAAAAGGUAGAUGCAUAACUUUACGGAAAUUUAAGAUGGCAUAGUGUUUGCUUAAUUAUUGGAAGAUUAGUAAAUAUAUUGUUCAAAAUUUCUAGUCUAGGUAUGGAUGUUAGAAGAGCACUAUGGAACCAAAUUAUUAGUAAUAUACAACUAACAAGGAAAAAAUAUAAAUUAGAUGUUAUAGACUUUGAUGAUGACAUAGCACUUUCUGAUAGCAAUUUAGAAUUAGCAAAAUUUAUAUAGUACUUUAUAAAUACGCUGUUACGAGUGAAUUCGCAAUAUUUAAUAGAGAUGAUGUAAUAAUUAUUGCCACAAUAAUAAUAAGAGAUUAUGGGAUUUUUGUAAAACCCAAUUGAUGACAUUGGAAGUUUUCAAGAUUAUGGAUAAUUUGAGCAUUAGACAACUAACACAAUUAUUACUUUAGAAGAAAGUCUGAAUGCAAAGGAUAGUAUCAUAGCACAACAAAAUAAAUAAAUAGAACAAUUGAAAAUUGAAUAUCAAAAUAAGGUUGAAGAUUAACAAACGAAAAUUACUGAAUUGCGGGAAAGAAUAGGAUAAUUAUAUGAUUCAGAAGGAUUCUUUUUAUCAAAACUAAAUUGUGGUGAUUUUGAGGAGGUACACAAUAAAUUUCAGGAAUAUAUCAAAGAAAUUGAAAAUAAUAAGCAAAUAAUAGAAGAUAUGAAUUAUCUUGUGUAAAACCAGUAAAAGGAAAUCGCUAAGGUGCAAUAAAAGAACUAAUCCCUUAAAUCAUAGUUACUAUCAUGUCCACCAACUGCAAGAUCAAUCGAGCCAGAAUAACAAUAGAUUAUAAUAAAAGAUCCAUAGGAAUUGAAAACGAUAGAGAGUUUGAAAGCUCAAAUUCAAGGAAUCAAGGAAGAGAAUUAAAGAAUAUUAGGAAUGAAACAAGCAUAAUAUGAAUCCUAAUUAACCGCAUUAAGGAGGAGCCUUUAUGAAGCAGAACAAUAGGCAACAUCUUUUAAGAAGAAGAUGGAGAAGUUCAAAUUAGAACUCGAAGAAUAUUAAAGCAUGAAUUAAUAUGAUAAGAAAUUACCCUUUGAGAGUUUACGACAUCAAGGAGUUGAGUAACGAUUUGGAUAAUCGCCUAAAUCAACAUGUCUUGACUUUUUCUAGUCUCAAAAUAAAUCUGAAUUCGAUCACGCUAUGUCUCAGAAUAAUCAAUCAAUAAAAUAUAUGGAUGAGACCAACAUCACAAAAUUACAGUUGUAAUUAAAAGAGAAAUCCAACAAGGUGACAUAAUUGGAGAGAUAGUUGAAUGUGGUUCAGUAAGGUUCUCAUUCCAGGAGGAAUUCAAUGACAAAAUAAUAUUAAAUUUAACAGGAAAGGACUUUUGAGUAACCUACUAUUUUAGAUACAUUAAGAUAGUAUGUUGAGUUGUCGUAAUAAAAGGAUAAGGAGAUCAACGAAUUAAGACAGUAAUAGAAUUAAAAUUUUAUAGAUUUGUGCAAAUAAAUAGUAAAGUAAAAUGAAUAGAUACAGAAAUUAAAUGCUGUAAUAGUGAAUAAUAAAACUCCUGAUUAAAUGCAAGAGAUUACAGAAAAACAUUAAAAUGAUUUACAAGCUUUGAAUCAAUAUUAUGUUGAAGUUUUAAAUAAUAAGGAUGAGUUGCUUCAUUUAAUAAUUUCUCUAUUCUAUGAUGUCGCCAAAUGA